AUGCGUAGCGCAAGAUGCAAGAUGCAAGUGAAGCGCAGUUUUCCAAUUGAUUCCUCGAAGACCAAGUUGAAGUCAAGAAUUAGCCCCAAAACAUAUGUCAUGGUUAUAGUUAGUCCGCUUAAGAAGAAAUUUGGAGACAUCCAGGACGGUUCAGUCGGCAUCGCACUCGCCCCUCAGACCGUAUAUUUUGCGGGGAAGGUCUACGGGUCCUACGUCCGCUCUCCUGCAAGUAAACCGAUUUUUGAAUCCGAUAUGGCCUUCCUUGCAAAAAUGAGGUGUGGUGCAAUCCCACUCAUUCGAGCCACUCAUGAAAUGGCACCACAGAGAGCAGUACCGCGAGUUCCAGUGUGUUUUGGAGUAGCUGCAACGACGCCGUAUGGCGAUAAAUGGCCAGGUCAUAAACGGGAAGCUUCUUCGAUAUCAACAAAGCAAUCUGUAAACCUCAGUUCGUCGAUCGCCUCCAAACUCUCGCUUGAUGGAAAAGUCACGGUCAUCACAGGAGGCAGUAGGGGAAUUGGAUUGGCCCUUGUUGAAGCAAUGGCUGGUCUCGGUAGUGAUGUCGCCAUUCUCGACAUUAUGGAGCCUCAGGUGGAUAUAGAAAAGCUGCAGAGCCAGUACAGCACUCACAUAAAACACUUCAAAACCGAUGUAACGCAAAAGGGGAGCUUGGAGAAUGCGUUUUCUGCAGCAACAAAAGAGCUUGGCCACAUCGACAACUGCGUAACUGCAGCGGGCCUUGCAUUGGACAAACCCUUCCUAGAAUAUGGGUGGGAGGAAUCCCGGCGCAUACUUGAUGUCAAUGUAAUCGGUUCAUUCUUUUCUGCUCAAUUGGCAGCCCGCCAAAUGAUGGAACAGGGGAACGGCGGCUCCAUCGUCAUGAUCUCAUCCAUGGCAGGCCACUGUGCUAUGCCAUCGCAGCGGGUUUCCAUCUAUGGUGCAUCGAAGGCAGCAAUUAAGUUGCUUGGGAAAGCCCUGGGGGUUGAAAUGGCACCUCACAACAUUAGGGUCAAUACGCUCUCUCCAGGAUACAUUGCUGAUGGAAUCAAUGGGGAGUUCAGCGACCUUGAGGGGGUUGUUAAUCGGAUUCCGCCCAUGGGGCGUAUUGGCCAGCGGGACAAUCUCACGAUGGCAGUAGCGUACCUGUUGAGUGAAGGGGCUUCGUACACCACAGGGGCAGAUAUAGCCGUCACUGGAGGCUUGCACAAUGGUAGAAUAGAACUCUGA
Molecule: messenger RNA, 1224 nt
Organism: Histoplasma mississippiense
Lineage: Eukaryota; Fungi; Ascomycota; Eurotiomycetes; Onygenales; Ajellomycetaceae
Exons: 7
Coding region: 1-1224 (407 amino acids)
Cellular component (GO): intracellular anatomical structure
Molecular function (GO): oxidoreductase activity, acting on NAD(P)H, oxygen as acceptor
Source: RefSeq, a predicted model, not a curated record